Centruroides sculpturatus (bark scorpion) is the source of this 1731-nucleotide messenger RNA. Its product is annotated as yrdC domain-containing protein, mitochondrial-like. Gene Ontology annotation, molecular function: tRNA binding; nucleotidyltransferase activity; double-stranded RNA binding. Gene Ontology annotation, cellular component: cytoplasm. The record is from RefSeq and is a predicted model, not a curated record. Gene Ontology annotation, biological process: regulation of translational fidelity. The coding region runs from base 83 to 751 and encodes 222 amino acids. NCBI's taxonomy places the organism in Eukaryota, Metazoa, Arthropoda, Arachnida, Scorpiones, Buthidae. The transcript has 6 exons.
CCUAGUGGCGAUUGUGGACAUUUGUACGAAGCACGUGUUCUAUGUUGUAAAGUACCGAUUUGUUGCCUCAUUCGUUGACAGUAUGAAUGGGAUCAUUAAUAUCGGUCGGAAUGGCUUCACUUCGACUGAAGCAAUAAAACAAGCAGUUAAAGCCCUGUCAAAUGGUCAGUUGAUAGCAGUGCCUACAGAUACAAUAUAUGGAAUUGCAGCACUUGCCCAAAACAAUCAAGCAGUGGAUGCAUUGUAUAGAAUAAAAAGAAGGGAUCAAAAGAAACCAAUAGCUAUUUGUGUUUCAGAUAUAAGAGACAUUCCAAAAUGGGGAAAGAUUACCAUACCUUUAAGUUUAUUGGAAGAUUUACUUCCUGGGCCAGUAACAGUUGUUUUAGAAAGAACAUCGGAGCUGAAUCCUAAUCUUAAUCCAGACACAUCUCUCGUAGGAAUUCGUAUUCCAAAUCACUCAUUUCUUCAAGCAGUUACGAAAGUGUGUAAUCAGUGUUUGGCUCUUACCAGUGCAAAUAUUAGUUCUCAAAGCAACACAUUAUCUGUUGAGGAAUUUAGGGAAUUAUGGCCUCAUCUGGAAUAUGUGUUUGAUGUGGGUCGUCUAGAUGAUAAUUCUAAACGAUUAGGUUCGACUGUGAUAGAUCUUUCAGUUCCAGGUUAUUAUAAAGUAAUCAGGAAGGGUUGUGCUUAUGAUGAAACUAUUAAGAAACUACAUCAUUUUAAUUUGAAAAAGCAAAAUGAAGAUUUAUGAUAAUUGGCUGACAAACUGAAACGAUAUGAACUGUCAUUAUCAAAUGGAAGAAGUGUUUCAAGAGAUUCGGGCUAUUUCGCCGUAAAAGAAAAGUACUGUACAGUACAUCCAAUGGAAGACGACAGCAUUAAAGAUGAUUUGGUCUAUGCUAAGGAAAAGGAAGAGUGUACGCAUGCGGUAUCCAUUCGUUACAGAAUCGAGAAAUAGAAUAAUAUUCAGGAAUUUCAGAUGUUCAUACUGAAAUUGUGACCGUAGUCUUUUGUAAUAAUGCGAUAAAAACUCCCACAGGUCUCAUCAGGCAGUAGUGGCAUUAUGAGUCCUCCGCUGGGUGGAAACUUGAGUGUAAGCUUACCAUCGCUGUUUUCUCUAGCAGUCAAAUAUUUCACAAAGAUUCUGCUAAAUUAUAUCCUGCCGAAGUGAUAAAGUUGCACGAAUUGUCGCAUUGGUGGGACUUGCACAACACGUUGCAAGAGGAAUGCUUUCCAAAUGUUCGACCGUGAAUUUCAUUCUUAGGCGAAUGGUGUGAAGAACCGUGCAUGGAUAGCAUGCAGUUUUCGAUAUGGAAAACGACUGGUUCUCUGAACAUUAAGCAAAUCACAACGUUUUCAUCCUCCACCAGCCAGAGAACCUGACGAGUCGUCUGUAGAAAAGUUGCGACGGUUAACAAGAUUCCUAAUGAAGUUUUCUAUCUACCGAUUUUCCAGACGAAAUGAAAAUGAGUCUGUCGAGCAAACAAUAAGUAGAAUGCUCAUCUCUGCGCAAAAGCAAGAGAUUCUUGUUCCUUCUUCAAAUGAUACAAUCGAUAAAUAUACUAUAAGCACCACACGUUUGGUCGUGGUAGAUAACAAAAUGAAAAAGAGAGAAGGAGAAACAGAUUCAACCGCGACCCGUUGAUGGAAUACAGUCGACCCCCUAUAACACUGUUGAUUAUUCCGUUUUAUAUGAAUUCCAUGUUGUACGAGUCACUUAGAUUUUACAAA